AUGGCCCUUGCCCUCAAGAAGUUUACAGAGCAACGCAAUGUGUUCAGCGGCGCCCACGGAGCGCGCAGCCCCUUUUGGCACCGAGGCCUCCAGGUGCCCAGCGCGAAGGCGGAGCCCGGCUGCAGCCGCCUCCCUGGCGCCAAGGAGAAGACCCCACCCCCCCACCCCCGGGAGUCCGUCGCCCCGGCACUCGGGUUCCGGCGUCCCAGGCCUGCCCGGUCUCCGCGCUCCUCCCUCCCGGAGCGCCGGGCGCGCAGCUUGCGAGGCCGGAGCAGAGCGCAGCGCGCAGCGCCCAGUGGCGCCGCUGGGCAGUUCCCGGGGCAGCCAGAGCGCAGGCCGAGCCCGCACCCGACGCGCCGGCCCGCGGACCCCGGGACUAUGGCUGCCGAGGGAGCCGGCCCCCGAGGCCCGGCGCGCAGCCGCCUACCAGGGCUCUGGGCAGCAGCGCUGCUCCUGCUCGGUCUGCCGCGCCCCUCCGUGCGGGCGGAUGGGAAACUCUUUGUGCUGGAGUCUUGGAAUGGCUCUCAGAGCCUGGCACUGGAGGCGGCUCAACUUUCCUGCAGGAGCAGGGGUGCUCACCUUGUGUCUGCAGAUGAGCUGCGGAGGAUGAUCCAGGACUGCGCCGUCACGGUGUGCACCACGGGCUGGCUGGCAGACGGCACCCUCGGGACAACCGUGUGUGGCAAGGGGAGUGGCGAACAGCAAAUCGUGAGAGCUGUCGAUGUGAGAAUUGAGAGCAACCCGGUUCCUGGUGGCACGUACAAUGCCCUUUGCAUUAAGGAUGAAGACAAGCCCUGUGGAGACCCGCCGUCCUUCCCACACACCAUCCUGCGUGGACGCACCGGCUUGGAAAUGGGGGAUGAGCUGCUAUACGUGUGUGCCCCAGGCCACGUCACGGGCCAGCGUGAGACUGCCUUCACCUUGUUGUGCAACGGCUGUGGGGAGUGGUAUGGCCUGGUGCAGGCCUGCGGGAAAGAUGAGGCUGAGGCACACAUUGACUAUGAAGAUAACUUCCCCGAUGACAGAUCUGUGUCCUUCAGAGAGCUCACGGAGAGUUCCCGGACAGAGGCAGAGGUGGACAGGGAUCAGGGAGAGGCCUCUGAGGAGACUCCGAAGCAAGACCGCCUGGUUUUCAUUUCUGUGGGGGGAGAAAACAAAAGCCGGGAUAAAGCCUUUGUUCCAACCACGGGCUUGCUCAGUGUUGGGAGCGCUGUCCCCGUAGACCUGCCGGGAUCCCGGCUAAACCAGAGGUACCCAUUCCGGUUACCUACCGAGACUGUCCACAAGCCUGAAUUAGAAGAAGACAUGGAUGAUGACACCAAAAAGCAGUUUCCUGCUGGCGACAGCCACAGUGGUGUCAGACUGGACCUAGGGGAACCUGAAACCAAGGUGAUCUAUAGUGGCACUGAGGGCCCCUCAGGGUCAUUUGUGAGCAGGAAUGACAGCAAGGCAGGGGAUCCGACAGUGAGCAGCAGUGAUGAGUCCUGGUUGGAUGGCUACCCUGUGACCGAUGGGGCCUGGAGAAAGAUAGAGGUGGAAGAGGAGGAAGAUGGAGACAAGGGGGAUGGGUCAGAGGGACUGGAUGAAGGUGUUCUAGCUACUCCCGACCAGCCCAUUCUUGUAGAAGUUAAGACGUUCAAGAGUACCACCCUCACACCAAGUGAGGACAUGACUGUGACCCAUAAUUCAAUUCUUCCAUCUCAAAUGCUAGAUAUGGAGGUGUUGACUCUCAGACCCAUGAAUGUGUCUGAGACUGAGGGCUCCAGCAAGGGGGAUGGUGACAUGACCAGGUACCAGUCAAUUAUACCUUGGAGAUUUGUCACAGAGAAGUCUCCCAUGGACACUGUACCCUAUGAACUUACCAACUCUAUUCUGGACACACUAACAACUGCUGUCCAGCAGAUGCCUGACCAUAUCCCCACAACUAUCAUGGCGGCCACCCAGCCGCCAGUAGAGACCACUGCUCCUGAGGUCCAGAAUAGCUUUCCAUACCUGCUGUCAGAGGACUUCUUGGGACAGGAAGGCCCUGGCCCAGGUGCAAGUGAGAAGCUUCAUCCAACAUUGGAGCCAUGUGUGGGGCACGGGUGUUCCAACCUCAGCAGAGGCCCUGUGAUUGCCACCAUUGCCACUGUCCUGUGCCUACUGCUGCUUCUGGCAGGCGUGGGGGCAGUGUGGGGUUACCGCAGGUGCCAGCACAAGAGCUCCGUGUACAAACUGAACGUUGGCCAGCGGCAGGCUCGGCACUACCACCAGCAGAUUGAGAUGGAGAAGGUCUAGCCAGCUUUGGAAUGUGUUCUCCCAAAGCCACCUGGGAGGAAAAAGAAAGAAACUGGGACCCAUCACACUGAUAAAUUCUGACAGUUCACUGCGGCAUGAAACAAGUAGAACAGGGCAUAUUUGUUCCCCCCUUGGGUCUUCGGAGGCACCUGGCAGGGCAGGAAGGCUGUGGUGUUUCCAUCACACACGCCAAUAUCUCCACAGCCAUUCUGCCCUGGGAUUUAUUGCACUAAUCCCAGGUGUGUGCUUAGGCCCUAAUUCCAACGUGAGGUGAAAAAUCACUCCUUGUUUCGUUGUCCUAUUGUCUUUUCCUUUUUUAAAAAAAAGAUUAGCUACUCCACGCCCUGAAAUUUUUAAAAUAAGAGUGAUAAACGGAACAUUUGGGAGCAGCGUUAUUGAGGACACAAGAUAUCUCAUGGUGUAGAGUGGGGUAUGGAGGAACGAUGGGUUGUUCCCUUUUGAUACUGCGACAUUGCUGUGAGCAAAUGAGCCAGAAACCAAGAUACAGCCCGGAAGCUUUGAGGUUUCUUUUUUGUUGUUUAUUGCCAUUUAAGACUGCCCUCAGGGAUUGGAGAGAAUGUAAGGAGGACAUUUUGUUGGGGGCAGGUGAAGAGUGUGAAGGGACACACAUCCAUCUCUGUUCCCUCAAGUCUGUGGGCCAGCCCACUGCUUUUUACAAACAAGGUUAGCUUUGUACCAAUAAGCAGCGUUUCCUCUCGGAAGCAGUGGCCUAGUUGUCCCCCACCAGCCUGUGUCUAGGGAUGUCUUGACAUUUUCACCAGGACUGACAAAACUCAGUCCUUGGUUUCCUCUCUUAGGAUUAACCAUUUCUCUGAACUCCAAUAAGAGGGAAUGACAUGGGCAAAAAAAUAUUUUAAGGGGGCCAAAGACUUGGCUAUCAAGUCUGGGUUCCUACUUGAUGGGAAAAGCAGAGGACUUGACAAGGGCUGUGGUAUGAUCUGUGCUGUUCUAUUCUUUGCUCUAGUUUGGAAAUUGUGAGCUCUAUAGAAACAGGGUCUAUCCUGACUAUUGAGCAACCCAUUGUAUAGCAUCUUAGAUCACUUCACGGUGGCCCAGCAAGUUACAUUAUGAAAGUGAUUCUCAAAGCGUGGACCCUAGAAGACCAGCAUCAACAUCACCUGAGAACUUGUUGGAGGUUCAAAUUCUCGAGUCCCACCCCAGACCCAUGACACAGAAACCCUAGGGGUGGAGCCCCACUAUUCUGUGUUUUAACAAGCCCUCCAGGUGAUUGUGAUGCACACUCAGGCUUGAGAACCGUGGGGUUUUGGUAACAUAAAUCAUGAGCUUUGAGGCAAACUGAAGACAUAGCACAGCAGACGAAUAACAUCUGUGGUCUUACAAGGACGUCGAGCAUGGUCAGGAACGGGUUCGUGCACUAGCGUCAGCAUCUGAAGCUACCAAAAUGCCAUCUCCAGUGGUCUCCUGCAUUGGCACAGGAACUAAACACAUUAGAUUUCUUUAAUAUGAGUCAUCUUCUUAAAAAUAGUUUGCAAUGGUAAAAAGUGAUGAAGAUAAUACAUCAAUUUCAAGACACCACAGGAGUCUGAGUGUUGUGUGGCAUGGGAGAAACUCUGAUCUAUUUUUGCAGGUGAAAAAUUGUUGACGGUGUUUUACCCAAAUGUCUUAGUCAUCUAGUGUUGCUGUAACAGAAAUACCACAAGUGGGCAGCUUUAACAAACAAAUUUAUUUUCUCACAGUUUAGGAGGCUAGAAGUCCAAAAUCAGAGUCUCGGCCCUAGGGAAAGGCUUACUCUCUCUGUGUCUGCUCUGGAGGAAGGUCCUUGUCUCUUUGAGCUUCUGCUCCUGGAGCAAUCUUCAUGUGGCUUGGCAUCUCUCUUCACCGGUCUCUGCUUGCUAGCUUGCAUUUCAUCUCUUUUAUAUCUCAAAAGAGAUUGACUCAAGAUACACUCUACCCUAAUCCUCUCUCAUUAACAUCACAAAGAUAGCCCAUUCCCAAAUGGGAUCAUAACCGCAGGCAGAGAGUUAGGAGGUAUAACACAUAUUUUGGGGGGGCGCAGUUCAAUCCAUAACACUAAGGAAAAAAGAUUCUAAUACCAUGUGUACUACCCUGCCACCUUCUUUUGGUGCAAGCUUUGGAAAAAUAAUAAGCUUAGUAGCUAUAAAGUCAGUACAGCGUAAUCAGAGUCCUUCGUCCCCAUACUUGGGUAAAACAAGGAUGUGAAGGUGCCCCCCAGAAAACUAUGCAUCAGAUGAAAUCUACUACAAUGGGACGAGAGGCUUUCUGCACGUAGCCAAAGCCAAAGCGACAGAACAAAAGCCAGAGACGGUAUGUAUUUAUAAGUUACUUUUCUAACCUAUUUCAAGAUAACUUUUCUCUUUUUAACUGUAUAAAAUAACCUGUUUCAACAUGGGGGUUGUGUUAAUUACACAUUAUUAUGUAAUAACCCAAGAAUAUUGAAUUUAUACAAAUCUUAUAGAUAUUCAAAUGCAUUAGUGAAUUUAUUACAAACUUAUUAACACAACACAGAUGUAUUAUUUUGUUGGCAUGGGCUGCAAAAUAAACCCAACGCAUCACUUUUUCAGUUUUCAUUCAUUUGGUGUCCUCUAAAUUAAUGUCAUAGAGUCUAAAAAUGCAUGUAAAAGGGAAUAAAUAAAAACACUGUAAACCUAAAUUGUCAUUACGCACAUUUUAAGACUGGCCAAUGUUUAAGGCUCAGGAGAAUUGAAGGGGGAGUUCCAUUAACACAAAGCUUCUGAGGUAUUUCAAAUAAAUAUUUCAAAAAACAGUUGCUGAAUGUAUUUUACUUCUGAGUUACAUUGCCCUGAUUUAAAAAAAAAAAAAGGGGGGGGGACUCUCUACUAAUCCUGAAAGUCAUAUUGCAAUACUUGGCUAUAUCUGAGCCUCUCAGCCAGGUUCCCUUGUACAGCAGCAGGAUUUCAGAGAAGUCCACAGAGCUGCUCGUAGGCUGUUGCCUCACCUCCUCUGUCCCUGUUUCUCACCCCAAUCAGAGGCCAUUGUCUUUGCUACCAGGAAGCAUCUAAGAUCUCACUACUCAAAGUGCAGUCCCCAGACCGGCAGCACAGGCAUCUUCUGGGGCCUUGUUAGAAAUGCAGAAUCUCAGGCCCCACCCCAGACCUGCUGCAUCACAGCCUGCAUUUAACAAGAUGCCCAAGUGGUCGGUAUG
Messenger RNA from Loxodonta africana (African savanna elephant), 5443 nucleotides. It is a transcript of the gene SUSD5, whose product is annotated as sushi domain containing 5. The transcript has 6 exons. Gene Ontology annotation, molecular function: hyaluronic acid binding. NCBI's taxonomy places the organism in Eukaryota, Metazoa, Chordata, Mammalia, Proboscidea, Elephantidae. Gene Ontology annotation, biological process: cell adhesion; Notch signaling pathway. Bases 1 to 2277 code for a protein of 758 amino acids. The record is from RefSeq and is a predicted model, not a curated record.